Molecule: messenger RNA, 858 nt
Organism: Prunus persica (peach)
Lineage: Eukaryota; Viridiplantae; Streptophyta; Magnoliopsida; Rosales; Rosaceae
Product: alpha carbonic anhydrase 7-like
Exons: 7
Coding region: 1-858 (285 amino acids)
Molecular function (GO): carbonate dehydratase activity; zinc ion binding
Source: RefSeq, a predicted model, not a curated record
AUGAAGCAUCGAAGCAAACCCAUCUUCAUCAUUUCUUGUUUUCUAGUUUUUGUACUUCUGUUCAUGCAUUCGACAAUAUCAGUCGUCGAAGCUCAAGAAGUUGAGGAUGAGAGAGAUUUUGAUUAUGUUGAGGGAAGCAAGAAGGGGCCAGCUUACUGGGGAGAGAUCAAGAAAGAAUGGGCAGCAUGCAAACAUGGAGGCAUGCAAUCUCCAAUAGAUUUGCCACGUAAGAGUUUUCAAAUACUCCCAAGCUUAGUGGAGCUAAAGAGGAUUUACAAGCCUUCUAAUGCCACUCUCAAGAAUAGAGGCCAUGACAUUAAGCUUGAGUGGGCAGGCAACGCCGGAUCGAUUGAGAUCAGUGGCAUUCAGUAUUUCUUAAAGCAAAGCCACUGGCACUCUCCCUCCGAGCACUCCAUGAAUGGCAAGAGGUACGAUAUGGAGCUCCACAUGGUUUAUCAAAGCCCGGAUCCGAAAGUGGAAAGCAAUACUGCUGUUGUUGGAGUCCUCUACCAGAUUGGUAGCCCUGAUGCCUUUCUCUCAAAGUUGACGAGGGAUAUAGCAUCUAUGACGGAUAAAAAGAUGGAGAGAAGCAUUGGGGUGAUUGAUCCUGCAGAAAUAGUAGAAUUGGAUGGAAAAAACUACUACAGAUACACAGGCUCACUCACCAUUCCGCCAUGCACUGAAGGCGUUAUUUGGAUCAUGAGCCAACAGUUUGGGACUGUUUCAAGGGAACAGAUAGACCUACUUCGAGUGUCUGUGUACGAUUAUGCAGAGAUGAAUGCAAGGCCAUUGCAACCUCUCAAUCGACGAAUGAUCCGCCUCUAUUUCCAAAAACCAAAGAUUAUUAAAUACAACUGA